Molecule: messenger RNA, 378 nt
Organism: Gloeophyllum trabeum ATCC 11539
Lineage: Eukaryota; Fungi; Basidiomycota; Agaricomycetes; Gloeophyllales; Gloeophyllaceae
Exons: 2
Biological process (GO): regulation of DNA-templated transcription
Source: RefSeq, a predicted model, not a curated record
AUGCCCUUCGCGGAGCCCCUCGCGGACCCGCAGCGCUCGCCCAAGCGCUCGCCGCCCUCGCCCAAUGCGCGGACGGCGGGGCAGGGCAGUGGUAGCGGCAGUGGCAGCGGCAGCUCGGGCAGCAACAAGAAGACGUACUCCUUCAUCCCGCUGCCGGGGCAGGUGCGCAAGCGGCCGAGGAGGCGGUACGAUGAGAUCGAGAGGAAUUACAGGUGCAGCUGGCCGGGGUGCAACAAGGCAUAUGGCACGCUGAAUCACUUGAAUGCGCAUGUGGUGAUGCAGGGCCAUGGCCAGAGACGGACACCAGCAGAAUUCAAGGAACUCCGAAAGCAGUGGCGGAAGCAGAAGAAGGAAGAGGCCGUCGCAACCGCGACCUCC